AUGGAAUUAAGAUUUCCCAGGUUUAGCCAAGGCUUAGCUCAGGACCCCACUACUCGUCGUAUUUGGUUUGGUAUUGCUACCGCACAUGAUUUCGAAAGUCAUGAUGAUAUUACUGAGGAACGUCUUUAUCAGAACAUUUUUGCUUCUCACUUUGGGCAGUUAGCAAUAAUCUUUCUAUGGACGUCCGGAAAUCUGUUUCAUGUAGCUUGGCAAGGAAAUUUUGAAUCAUGGAUACAGGAUCCUUUACACGUAAGACCUAUUGCUCAUGCCAUUUGGGAUCCUCAUUUUGGGCAACCCGCCGUGGAAGCCUUUACUCGAGGAGGUGCUGCCGGUCCAGUGAAUAUCGCUUAUUCUGGGGUUUAUCAGUGGUGGUAUACAAUUGGAUUGCGCACCAAUGAAGAUCUUUAUACUGGAGCUCUUUUUCUAUUAUUUCUUUCUACGCUAUCCUUAAUAGGGGGUUGGUUACAUCUACAACCCAAAUGGAAGCCAAGCCUUUCGUGGUUCAAAAACGCCGAAUCUCGUCUGAAUCAUCAUUUGUCAGGACUUUUCGGAGUAAGUUCUUUGGCUUGGACAGGACAUUUAGUUCAUGUUGCUAUUCCCGGAUCCAGGGGGGAGUACGUUCGAUGGAAUAAUUUCUUAGAUGUAUUACCCUAUCCCCAGGGGUUGGGUCCCCUUCUGACGGGUCAGUGGAAUCUUUAUGCCCAAAAUCCUGAUUCGAGUAAUCAUUUAUUUGGUACCACUCAAGGAGCGGGAACUGCCAUUCUGACCCUUCUUGGGGGAUUCCAUCCACAAACACAAAGUUUGUGGCUGACCGAUAUUGCUCAUCAUCAUUUAGCUAUUGCAUUUAUUUUUCUCAUUGCCGGUCAUAUGUAUCGAACUAACUUCGGAAUUGGGCACAGUAUCAAAGAUCUUUUAGAAGCACAUACUCCUCCGGGGGGUCGAUUAGGACGUGGGCAUAAAGGCCUUUAUGAUACAAUCAAUAAUUCGAUUCAUUUUCAAUUAGGCCUUGCUCUAGCUUCCUUAGGGGUUAUUACUUCCUUAGUAGCUCAACAUAUGUACUCUUUACCUGCUUAUGCAUUCAUAGCACAAGACUUUACUACUCAAGCUGCUUUAUAUACUCAUCACCAAUACAUUGCAGGGUUCAUCAUGACAGGGGCUUUUGCUCAUGGAGCUAUUUUUUUCAUUAGGGAUUACAAUCCGGAACAGAAUGAAGAUAAUGUAUUGGCAAGAAUGUUAGACCAUAAGGAAGCUAUCAUAUCUCAUUUAAGUUGGGCUAGCCUCUUCCUAGGAUUCCAUACCUUGGGCCUUUAUGUUCAUAACGACGUUAUGCUUGCUUUUGGUACUCCAGAAAAGCAAAUCUUGAUCGAACCUAUAUUUGCCCAAUGGAUACAAUCUGCUCAUGGUAAGACGACAUAUGGGUUCGAUAUACUCUUAUCUUCAACGAAUGGCCCCGCUUUCAAUGCAGGUCGAAACAUAUGGUUACCGGGAUGGUUGAAUGCUGUUAAUGAGAAUAGUAAUUCGCUUUUCUUAACAAUAGGACCUGGGGAUUUCUUGGUUCAUCAUGCUAUUGCUCUAGGUUUGCAUACAACUACAUUGAUUUUAGUAAAGGGUGCUUUAGAUGCACGCGGUUCCAAAUUAAUGCCGGAUAAAAAGGAUUUCGGGUAUAGUUUUCCUUGCGAUGGCCCAGGGCGCGGCGGUACUUGUGAUAUUUCUGCUUGGGACGCGUUUUAUUUGGCUGUUUUCUGGAUGUUAAAUACCAUCGGAUGGGUUACUUUUUAUUGGCAUUGGAAACACAUUACAUUAUGGCAGGGCAACGUUUCACAAUUUAAUGAAUCCUCCACUUAUUUGAUGGGAUGGUUAAGAGAUUACCUAUGGUUAAACUCUUCACAACUUAUUAAUGGAUAUAAUCCUUUUGGGAUGAAUAGUUUAUCAGUAUGGGCUUGGAUGUUCUUAUUUGGACAUCUUGUUUGGGCUACAGGAUUUAUGUUCUUAAUUUCCUGGCGUGGAUAUUGGCAGGAAUUAAUUGAGACUUUAGCAUGGGCUCAUGAACGCACACCUUUGGCUAAUUUAAUUCGCUGGAGAGAUAAGCCCGUGGCUCUUUCCAUUGUGCAAGCAAGAUUGGUCGGAUUAGCCCACUUUUCCGUGGGUUAUAUAUUCACUUAUGCAGCUUUCUUGAUUGCCUCAACAUCAGGCAAGUUUGGUUAA
Sorghum bicolor (sorghum) is the source of this 2205-nucleotide messenger RNA. The record is from the annotation of a RefSeq genome assembly. Lineage: Eukaryota; Viridiplantae; Streptophyta; Magnoliopsida; Poales; Poaceae.